AUGCUUCUCCGGUACAGAAGUAGUUUCUUCUUCGCCAUUGGGGCUCUCUUCAUUCUUUGGACGUUGUUGAGAAAUCACGGAAAGAUUGUAAGCCAUGUGGUUGAGCAAUAUAAAGGUACAGUGGCAACGGAGAUUGUGAAAGGACCAGGCUUUAAACAGGUACCUACCAUUCAAAUUAUCGAUCAUAUGGGGAUUGAAGUCCCAAAAUCACAAGAAGACUUGUUCCCCGUUCCACCAAAAGCUCCCAUUGAUCCGCCGACCCUCAUCGAACCUACGAUUGUGAGCAGCAGGGUUACCAUUCAUUUGUCAAUACAAACCCCCGAGUCCACGACGAAAACGAUAUCCUCAUCAGAGACCUCAACUUCAGCUGUAAAGUCCAUCAUCCAGGACGAGUUUGUUAAAGAGAACGCGAGACUUGGAAAGGAAUCAAGUGCCGGUCAAAUAUAUGGAAACACCCUAGAUGGAGUUAUAGGAGCGGGCUCGCAUACCGCAUCUCACUUAUCAAAUCUCAAAGAGAUUGAGGGCUGGAAAUCGUAUGCCAAAUCGAAGCCACUUGAGUACAACCCAUAUCCCAACUAUAAUAGUGAAGUUUGGAAUUCAAAGAAUAAGGGAUCUUAUGUGCCAUGCGAUGGAGUAGAUGGACCAAUCAAAAACAUCUUGGCGUUCUCAGGACAUUCGAAAGUUUUCGAAGAACCGCAGAUGGGAUCAUUCUCGCUUUUUGAUAUCGACAGUAAUUUAUGCUUCGAGAGAGAAACUAGGCUUGGUUUAUACGGAUAUGCAGAAGGCUUCAUGGAACCAAUAGGUACUGGUCCAAUCGCUGGGAUAACUCGGCAUAAACGCGAUGUGCCUACAAGAAUCCAAUGGAAUGAUAUUAAUUGGGGAUCGCUUCAAAGUCAAUGUGUUGAAAAGAACAAGAACCGAUACCUGGUUUCCGAGAUCCCUGAACCACUUAAUAGAGAGAUCAUGAUUCCUGCUCAAAAUACAUCGUCGGCAUGGAAUGACUUGAAGGCAAAAGAAACCAACACCAAGAAGAGAGUCCUUGGUACUAUCGUUAAUCAAAACCAGGAUAAGGAAAUUGAGCAGAAAGAUCAUCUUGUUAAGGCACACCUAGCAAAGGAAGCCAAAGCCGCAAUUGGUGCCAAAGAACCAUUCAAGACACGUACAGCAAUUAUGCUUCGAUCGUACUCUGGAAAGAAGUGGAACGACAAUGACAAGCAAAAUGUUCGUUCGCUUAUUACAGAACUAGCUUUGAAAUCUGGAGGAGAGUACGAGGUUUUUUUGCUCGUGCAUAUCAGAAACAGUACUAUUGCCAUAGAGAACGACGCAGACUACAUCGAAGCUCUUCAGAAAAAUGUCCCUAAAGAAUUUCAUGAUAUUGCGGUGCUUUGGAAUGAAGCUUAUGUACAGGGAUUCUACCCACUCAUUCCGAAAAAGGUUACAAACGUACAUCAAUCUCAAUGGCUCCCCGUUCAGAUCUUUGCACUCGACUAUCCACAGUUUGAAUUUUAUUGGAAUUGGGAAAUGGACACUCGAUAUACUGGCAAUCAUUACGAUCUUCUCGAAAGACUCACAAAGUUUGGAAUGGACCAACCAAGAAAAUACUUAUGGGAACGAAAUGAACGAUAUUAUAUCCCUUCAAUACAUGGCCUCUACAAUACUGAGUUCCGCAAGUCAGUUGAAAUUCUCUCGGGUAAAGAUACGAUAUGGGCUCCACCAAAAAUUGCAAAUGUCAUUCCUACCGGUCCACCGCCACCUGUUUCAGACCCAGCACAAGAUAAUUAUGAAUGGGGCGUUGGCGAAGUGGCAGACUACAUCUCUGUUGCACCAAUGUUCAAUCCAAAUGGUACUGGAUGGGUUGGAAGAAAUGAUGUCUGGGGAUUCGAUGGACGUAAUGAUACUCCUCGUCGUACGACCAUAAUCACUCAUUCAAUGUGCAGCAAGAAGUUAUUGGAUGUUAUGCAUACCGAGAACAUUAAAGGUAAUCAUGUCAGCAGCGAAAUGACACCCCAGACGGUCGCUCUUCUCCAUGGAUUGAAAGCAGUAUAUGCACCACUUCCGAUAUUCUUUGACAGAGCUUGGAAUGGGACGGGUUUAAAUAAAUGGUUCAACCCUGGACCGAAGGGAGAAAGUGGUGUUUCGUCGGAAAGUCCAUAUGGUUGGGGCAAAGAAAAAAGAUUUCUAGGGAUGACAUGGUAUUAUAGAGCUAUUCCACCAGGUAGAUUGUAUAAUAAUUGGAUGGGAUGGGAAGAUCAUGGAAUUGGUGGGGUUGAGUGGGAGAGAAUACAUGGCAGGCCGUGUCUUCCUCCACUUCUGCUUCAUCCCGUUAAAAACACAGAGAAGACGAAGUCUGGUUAUGCCACGAAGUAUAAUUUUCCUUGA
This is a messenger RNA of Botrytis porri, 2379 nucleotides long. RefSeq lists its product as uncharacterized. Lineage: Eukaryota; Fungi; Ascomycota; Leotiomycetes; Helotiales; Sclerotiniaceae. The coding region runs from base 1 to 2379 and encodes 792 amino acids. The record is from RefSeq and is a predicted model, not a curated record. The transcript is spliced from 3 exons.